Molecule: messenger RNA, 756 nt
Organism: Eptesicus fuscus (big brown bat)
Lineage: Eukaryota; Metazoa; Chordata; Mammalia; Chiroptera; Vespertilionidae
Gene: AIF1L
Product: allograft inflammatory factor 1 like
Exons: 6
Coding region: 105-557 (150 amino acids)
Biological process (GO): actin filament bundle assembly; ruffle assembly
Cellular component (GO): actin filament; ruffle membrane
Molecular function (GO): calcium ion binding; actin filament binding
Source: RefSeq, a predicted model, not a curated record
GCCGCCGCCACACGCCGCGGGAGCUCGAACCGGGCGCCAGUCCUUCCUGCUCGUCCCUCGCCGCGGCCGCGAAGCCCCGAGCCGGCGGGAGCCCCGCGUUCACCAUGUCGGUCGCGCCCAGCAACAGGUUUCAAGGGGGGAAGGCGUUCGGCAUGCUCAAAGCCCGGCAGGAGCGGCGGCUGGCCGAGAUCAACCGGGAGUUUCUCUGUGACCAGAAAUACAGCGAUGAAGAGGACCUGCCAGAAAAGCUCUCAGCCUUCAAAGAGAAGUACAUGGAGUUUGACCUGAACAACGAAGGCGAGAUUGACCUGAUGGCUUUAAAGAGGAUGAUGGAGAAGCUUGGGGUCCCCAAGACCCACCUGGAGAUAAGGAAGAUGAUCUCGGAGGUGACAGGUGGGGUCGGCACCACCAUCUCCUACCGAGACUUUGUGAACAUGAUGCUGGGCAAACGGUCGGCCGUCCUCAAGCUAGUCAUGAUGUUUGAAGGAAAAGCCAAAGAGAGCAGCCCCCAGCCGGGUGGCCCCCCUCCAGAGAGAGACAUUGCCAGCCUGCCCUGAGGACCCCGCCGGGACCUGCCCCUGCCUUCCCUGCCCGUUCCUCCCUCCUUAUCUCGCUGCCCUCUGGACUCAUGUUUUGUCUUACUUGUUUUUUUGGUCGUUGGGCAUGUUUAUUUGUUUCUUCAGCGCAAAUUAUCUGCCUUAAAGGGGAUUAGGGGCCCCUCCCUCUCUUCUUCCACCCUUCUCCCCACCCCCCACG